CAGCAACAUUUCCGUAUUUUUAGUUGGCUUGUUUGUAUUUCUAGUUCCUGAUCCUAGACAAAUCUAGUACUAGUAGUGGUCUUGGCGUUAAUUUCUCAAGACAGCUAGUUUUUUUUUCGAAACGAAGUCAUAGCUGUAAAUAAUGACAAUGGGUGAUGAAUCUCCCGUAAUUGCUAUGGCCCUUCCUGGUCUCAUUCAGCCAAUUUUAGACAAGUUAGGUAAGAAGGACAUAGCAGCAGCUCAGACGCUACGAGUGGCAUUCAGUAAGGUAGAGGCAAUGCACCCAGGUUUCACACACGACCUUGUGACAAAUGUGCUUCAAAAAGCAGAUGUUCCGAUCAACAUGAAUGAGAAUAUGCUACGGCUGGAAGGAGAUCACAGUAAUCCAGAGUUUCUUGUGAACCGGGGUGAAACAGCGUUCAAGGAACUCAACUACAGAGCAGUGACACUGAAGAAAAUUCUGAGCUGCAUUCCAGAUGAAAUCAACGAUAGGAAAGCAUUCCUAGAAACAAUCAAAGAAAUUGCGAGUGCUAUCAAGAAGCUUUUGGAUGCAGUGAACAAUGUCUUCAUCUAUGUACAAAACCAGCAAGGAAAGCAGAUGGUUGAGACAAGAAAGCGUGAAUUUGUUAAGUAUUCAAAACGAUUCAGCAACACGCUUAAAGACUACUUCAGGGAAGGACAGGCGAAUGCUGUAUACCACAGUGCUAACUGUCUCAUCAACCAGACUAACAUCAUAAUGACCACAAUUAAACACAAGUGUGAGUAGAGUGGAGAGUGGUAUGUGCUUCUCCUAAAAUAUAAGCAAGGUAUGAACGUCGACAAAUGUUGUUGUGACGAUGCUUGUUUUCUAGCAAGAAUUGUUGCCGUGACAACAGUUUAAGUGGCGAUAACUAGGAUAGAAUAAGGCGAGUUACGCAAAGGAACUAUUUCACGGCAAAAUUUCACUUAGAAACGCCGCCGACGUGGAAACGUUUCCGAUUAUUUUUAUUAGAGUUGAUCAGCGAAGGUGAAAGAUAAAUGCAAACUUCUGGUUUUGAUCGAUACUGCUCUAAUACCAGCUAUUAUGUAAGGAAGCAGUGAUUUUAUACUACCGUGCUGUCGUUACGUGAUUGUUAAAAUAUGUUUAUUGUGUGUAGAGAGUUAUUGCAUGACGGUUACGUCCUCGUGUUGUCUGAAAAGAAGCAUGACUGUUGUGAGAACGCUGGCACAGAAAUGAGCAGUCUAGCUUUGGAACGAGGAGCAAUGCAUUUGUCCUCGAAGCAAAUGUUGGAUCCUGUUCCGAACACCCAUGCGGAUGUUAAUUUCUUCACGUUCCUUCAGCAGGAUAUAUAGUGCGGUGUGAUCAGUCUGUGUGAUUGUGAUCAAAAGCACAUUUACAAAGCUGAUGGUUUGUUUGCACUUAGAACUGAGACUUCCGCAAUGUUAAUCUUAGUUUUACCGUUCACAUGAUAGUGUUAUUUAAUUAAUUUUUCUUGGUUCGGGACAUAGACGGAAUUGUUCGGGAAAAAUUUCAAGGUAUUGUUAAUUGGCACGGUUAACUUACUGGCUUAGUGACAGUGAUAUAUAUAUAUACAUUUCGGUGAUAAAAUAUGUUCCAGCAAAAAUGAGAGUGAAUAGGAGAAAGGUACAAUGGGAUACAUAACUAAAGGUGUAACCUGAUUUGUGGUGAAGGGUUUCCUGUGGCCAUUUGAGAUGAUCACUCCUUAGUAAUGAAAUCAGAUGGCAUAUAAAAGGAAUGAUGAUGGAUAGAUGUAUACAAAUCACACUGUAAUCUUCAUGAGAUAGCAGUGUGCUUGAAUCAAUAUUCCCAAGUAUUCACCCAACACAAGAAUGGUCACCUUCCGUAAGAGUUAAUACAGUUACUUGUGUUGUGCUGAAGUUCGUAAAAUCACCACCGGCAGCAUUUACAUAUUCAUAGUACUAUCGCGACACGAUGUUUUCUGUUUUAAUGCGUAUGCACUCUAGUGGUGGAAACCUUGCAUUAACAGGCUAUAUUAGAUGUCUAUAUAUGGUAUGCGGGGUGUGCUAUUUGGAGGAUACAAUUACAUUGUCGAAUGAGUAGUUGUUAUUAGCAUGACAGGAAGGUGACUGCCCAUCGAGCAAAGCCUGUGGUGCACCGUCCGGUGUGGAAGGCCGUUAGAAUCCGGUUCCAGCGAUUGACGUUCUUAGUGGGUUAUUAUUAUUACCAUCUUUGAGCAGGUCGUAGCCCUCGAAUUACCUCGGGUUUCACGAUCAAGCUGAUACCCCGUUUACGCUGGAGUUGAUAUAUAUAUUAUUCAGGCGUGUUCACCUUCGAAACACAUACAGGUGCUCGAAGAAGAGCCAGGAUUGUGAACGGUCAAAGCUUGCAUUGUUAGGCGUCGCGACCUGGACAUCUGUCUAUCUGUGUGUGUGUGUGAAUGGGAAAAUAUGUAAAUAUUGUUAAACGAAUGAAUAUCAUUUUCAAAAUGAGAAGAGAGCGCUUGAAUAUUUAAAGUUGGUAAGAGGAGUGGGUACUGGUCGGAGGUACUGAGACCUGCUAUUUUCUGGUUAAUUUGCAGUAAUAUUCUUGAUAUAAUCCAUUUGUGAUCAUUUUGGAAUACUUGUAACUUGCUGUGAAUAGUUUUUUGGGUCGAUAACAAUUCUGGUAGGACUGCAGAUAUGCUUCUGCUAAGCCAACCCCAAACUCUCCACUUGUGUGUUGUGUAUUGGUUUAAAAUAAAUUGUACAACCCUAUUACUUUUUUGUAUCGCCAUUGAUGCCAGUGGAUAAGACGGGUUAAUUACAAUUUUAAUUAUUGUCCCGACUGUUUAUUACUGUAAGGGAUUGGGAUAUAUGCUCGUGGGAAAUGGGUUGCGGGUACAAUUGUAGAUCCAUUGCGCAAGGUAAAUGACCGAAAGAUUGUUCCCUCACACAAAAAUUCGCAAGUUGAUUAGAAAGCCAGAGUGAGUCAUACAAAAAUCAUAGGAAUACAGCAGAAGAUGUGAAUAUUACAAUAAUUUUAUUCGUAUAAUUUACCACGUCAGCCUGAAUGUUGCAUCAUGAAGCAGCGAUAAUAACGCAUGAAUGUCAAGCAAGAUGUGUGUGUGUAUGAAUUCAUAUUUAUCUUCUGUUAAAUCCAGGAAAUUAACUUACUAUCGAAAUUCUCGAUCUCCCUUCGGAAAAUCUUCACCAGGAUGGGAUCUCGAAGGAAGAUCGAAAAUUUCGAUAGUAAGUUAAUUUCAUGGUCACAAAUUCAUAAUCACAAGAUAAAUACGAAUUCAUAGUUUCCA
This is a messenger RNA of Priapulus caudatus, 3251 nucleotides long. Its product is annotated as programmed cell death protein 10-A-like. Gene Ontology annotation, biological process: regulation of Golgi organization; positive regulation of MAP kinase activity. Gene Ontology annotation, molecular function: protein kinase binding. Gene Ontology annotation, cellular component: FAR/SIP/STRIPAK complex; Golgi apparatus. The transcript is spliced from 7 exons. NCBI's taxonomy places the organism in Eukaryota, Metazoa, Priapulida, Priapulimorpha, Priapulimorphida, Priapulidae. The record is from RefSeq and is a predicted model, not a curated record. The coding region runs from base 143 to 766 and encodes 207 amino acids.